Molecule: messenger RNA, 3358 nt
Organism: Entelurus aequoreus (snake pipefish)
Lineage: Eukaryota; Metazoa; Chordata; Actinopteri; Syngnathiformes; Syngnathidae
Exons: 13
Coding region: 1056-2963 (635 amino acids)
Biological process (GO): cilium assembly; protein dephosphorylation
Molecular function (GO): protein tyrosine/serine/threonine phosphatase activity
Source: RefSeq, a predicted model, not a curated record
UAUCGGCAAAAAAGCUAUUAUCGGACAUCUCUAUCUGUAAUCUUUACAAAUAUAUAAAUAUAUCAUGCCUGCAGUUCCAGAUAAUUCAAGUCACUGAUGUCAAAUGGUUUGCAAAAAUAUUUUUACGUGCAUUACCUGAUUGUUAUUCGUAAUGUAUUUGUUUGGAAAUUGUUUUUGAAAGGAAGAAAAAUCUUUUGCCAUCAAUUCUUACGUCAAGUUAAUACACACAACUAAGAAAAGUGUGGAUUCAGUUUGAGUAUGUCAUAUUUAGUUCCACAUCAUACAUACAUAUUUCCAGAGAACAAUUUUGUGCUCAAUAACAUUUUACAAAAACAAAGAAAAUGAAAUUAAGAAUGUAUUUACAAAAGAUAACGUUUAAUUUUGAUUGACAUGGUCAGAUACAACUAUUCAUCUAAAUAUAGUUGUGUAGGGGUGAUCAAGGGUAUCUCCUCUAUGGGGGUCUUGGGGCACUAGGAGGUUAACCCCUUUACUACUGUUACCCGGGGUGGCCCUUGGCAAAGGCCUAGUACCUGACAGCCCCCUAGCCAGCGAUACGGUGAAGACCUCAACGGCGGAGCAGGCGGAAGAUUUAAGAACUACCACAAGGGCUGCGAUGGCGGAAGAAGGCUGCAGCAGAAAAGGGUCCCCAGUCGUCUUGGACUCCAUGCCACUGGACCCUGACCCGAUUCUGUCAAGGAUCGUGUGGUGGCUGUCUGUGCACCAGUGUACCCAGGUUAAACUAAGUCACGCACAGGCAUCCUCCAUUAAGGGAUACACGUCAUACUUGUUCGAGUGACCGCCGAUGAUCAAGGGUGAUGGGUCAAAUGCAGAGAAUAAUUUGACCACACCUCGUGUGUGUGACAACUUUACUUUAACAACACCGCAUCCUAGAUUAUUAGUCCUGUAGCUGAAUAAGGAAAGUGAAGCAAAACUACAGUAGAAUUGUGUGACUGAUAACGAGGACAUGGAUACAGUGUUUUCAAUAUAAGCACUAUUUAAUUGGUCUAAAGCAUUUAUGACAGCUAAUCAGGCUUAGUGGAUCUGGGUCAACUCCCAUGUGUGUGUGUACACUUCUCCAUCGCCCUUACGUCUACUUUGCUUUACCUGUUCAUUGGACUCAUUCAUGUCAAUCAAGCAGACAGUCCAGGAUGCAGACCUUGACCCAGCAUGUCCCCUUCCCUCGGGCCGCUUACUCCCAAGCCCGGGAAAACCUGGUGAAGGCCAUCCCGCCCAAACUCCUCUGCUUGCUGGCCUGCGGGGGACUGGACUGUCGUUACGAAGGACCAGACUGUUGGAAAGCGAGCCAGCAGGUCAUCCGUGGCAUUUUCUCCUCAUGGGUGACCGAUGACAUCAUCGCUAUGGCACGGCCGUCCACAAUCUUGAUUGAAAAGUUCGACGUUAUAGAACAAUUUCAGAGGUUGAAUAUAAGAUCCAUCAUAAACAUGCAAGUACCUGGCGAACAUGCGCACUGCGGACCCCCUUUGGACCCUGGAAGUGGCUUCACAUACCUGCCGCAGAUCUUCAUGGAGAAUGACAUUUAUUUCUACAACUUUGGGAUGCCAGAUUUCGGCGUGUCCUCCCUCGUCGGCAUCAUCGAUGGCGUAAAGGUGUUGGCCUUCGCUGCGGGGGAGGGAAGGGUUGCUGUGCACUGCCACGCCGGUCUGGGCAGAACAGGUGUCCUAAUAGCCUGCUACUUAGUCUACACUUUGCGGAUCAGUCCCAGUGAGGCCGUGCACUACGUCCGCAUGAAAAGGCCGCGCUCCAUCCAAACGCGAGCGCAGAUCAGUCAGGUGUUUGACUUUGCCCGCCUGCUUGGUACACAACUGAUUCAGUACCCGGACCUCGGCUUACGACACGGAGCCCCCGUCACCCUGCAGCACUACCUCAACCGCCAGGCUCUACUGCUGCACGGCCAGGAGGCACGCAAGCUCAAAUACACACCCAAGGUGGUCUACCUCCUGUGUGUGCGCCUCUCCUGCUUGGCUCUGGCGCUCCCUACAGCUCCAGAGAUUGAUGCUGAAUUAGAGAAGAGGUCCGCACUGAGGAUCUUGAGCAGGACCGUGAGGGAAACGCUGGUGUCUAAACAGCACCUGCCCUUGCUGAGGGAGCAUCACAAUAUCCCUCGGCCUGGCUCGGGCUCCGUGUGCUCCUGGGAUGAGCCGCUGGGAUUCUCGGAGAGGAAGAAAGAUUUGCUUCUCAACAAACGCAGCUACAGCGACUCCGACCUCGGCAAGAUUGCGGAUCUGGAGACGAGUCCACACGGUGCUCCUACUUUUGAGAACGAGGGUCACUGGUGUGCACAGGAUGUGAAAGGACCAGAUCGGAGACCAUUUAGCUCCAGGACACUUUUACCAGAUGUGAUGCACAAGAACCACGCUCACACGCGCAAUAUGCCGCCAAACGGCACAUUUGCCGAGAGGUCAAAGUGCACGGUCAGAAAGGCUCUACCCAAAUAUAGCUCCAACACUGAGUUGUGCAGGAACUGGCAUGAUGUGGGCACGACCCGUGUGGCCCGCGCCAUUGCCAAGGCCAUGGCGGACCAUGCUCCACCGGGAGAAGCUGUUCUGCAGCGAUCGUCUCUGCUGCAGGAGGAGGUGAACAGUAGCCAACGUGGCUGGGCUCUCAUGGUGACGGAAUCGGAUCCUCAUGUUCUGGCGUGUCUGCUGUGGACCUGGCUGGAGAAGCUCAAGGAGCCUGUUCUUAGUGUUGAAGAUGUAGCCAAGUUGUCUUGUGCAGGAAGCAACAAGCCCUUUGGCGUGCUCAACAAGUCACAGAGACACACCAUUUAUUGUUUGUUGAGCUGUGUGAGCACAGUGACCCGCCUGUGUCCACACAGAGAAGAUGCGGUGUUACAGCGGCUGAUACGGGCACUAACAAAGAGGCCUCAGGAAGACAUGGGGAGCUUUGCAAAUGUAUUGAAGAUUUUAAGGUCCAACUUGAGGGCAACUUUUCACAAUAAUUAGCUGACAUGGGGACUGUAGUCAUAAUGCCAAACUUGAACUAUUUGAUCACCAGUCAAUUGUUGGGCACAUAUAGACAAAAAAAGCGUGCACUCACAAUUUACAAUUGACUUGCAUGUUUUUGGGAUGUCGGAGGAAGACAAGAGUAUCCGGAGACCUGAAACCCACAAGGAGAAUAUGUAAACUUCACUCACAGAUUUCCUACAUUUUUGGACUGUAAAAGGCAGAGGUGCAAUAUUUGGAUUUCACUGCUAAAAUGUCAACUCCAUUUAGAUGUUUUCUACAACGUGACAUUGCCAAUGAUAAAGAUGGACAAACUAUCUGACCUAUUUUGAAGUCAUCAUAGAUAAAUACAUCACUGUACAUGGACAAAGUAUCUUCAUGGUAAUAAAAAACAA